This is a messenger RNA of Monascus purpureus, 4733 nucleotides long. Lineage: Eukaryota; Fungi; Ascomycota; Eurotiomycetes; Eurotiales; Aspergillaceae. The record is from the annotation of a GenBank genome assembly.
GGUGAUUAGAGGGAGGGUGCUGGUGGAACCCCUGGCAGACGGAGUCGCAGAGAGUCGCAUGGAGGUGUGAUCUCUCUGCCGCUCCCGCUUCCUCUUCCUCCUCCGUCCUUCUCUUCUUCUCUCCCCAUUCCAUCCCCCAGCCAUCUCUCUUCCAUCUCCUCCCGGCUGGUCGCCUGUCAUUUUCACCCCUUGCUCCCUUUCCUUUGUGUGUUUUGUAUGUCCCUGCCAAUGACGGGUCCGAUCUAGUUCCCCCUGUCGCCAUACAGCGGAGCAAUGGAGUUCAGAAGCAACCCUUGGAUGUGAUCCACCCCUUCUUCAGUUCCCUGCUUCCCCCAUUGCCUGUCGCAUUAACUGGCAGUGUCAGGAUUCAGUUGCUUCUUGCUCUCCGAUCUCCUACACACUGACGAAUCGCCAAUUCUCCUUGUCUAUUUCCUUGUUCUUUCCCCAGCCUAGGGACUGGUCAACACCACGCGCCUUGUCGCUCACGCGCGAGCCCAAUCCUAAGGCUAUCCAACUGACCAUUUCUUUUCUUUCUUUUCUCCUUUUUCUUUAUUUUUCUUUCUUUAUUUCUUCUCUUCAUCGCACCUUCUUUUUAUCUGUUCAUUUCGCGCCAGCUCUGGAAGUGCCCAAGAAACGCUCCGCAUCAUUCUAUUGAACCCGGCGCGCCUCCCUCGAUUUGCCUCGCUGAUCUCAGGACUUACUUGCGGUGUUAGCUACGAGGGCGAAAUAUAAUGCUGGUAUAGUGCGCGCAUUGAGUUACUCCAAGGAAAUAAAGUGCGACAGCCCAAACCAUCGAUCUUUGCUUGAUCAAACCUCCCGACUACGACGUCAAGCAACAUCGCAAUUCACCAUGGCAUUUCGACACCAGGGUUCGCGCACCCUACCAAAGAACUUCACGUUCUCAUCGGCACAUGCAAGAGACCCUAGGACUCCCGAGCGCCCUUCUAUCCCGCUGGACUUUCCGCCGCCGCCGCCGCCGCGCCAUUCCAGUGCCCGCCUGUCCAGAUCGCGAGUGCGCCAGGGGACCGAACUCCUGUUCAGCGCAAGAACCGUUCAUGAAAGUUCCAAUUCUACCUUUGCUGAUAUUCCGCUGCCUUCGAUUGAAGUACCCCCUCAGCGCGACGCCCCUAUGGCCCGGUCGUACACAAGCAUGACCCCUAUCGACGAUGACCGUUUCCUGGCACCUCCGCGUGGGCGCCAGGCCUUUCGCACUCCUCCUGCUCAGAUUCGCCCGAUGUCUGUGGAUUCCAGAGAUAUAUGGCAUCACCAAAGUUUUGGGAGCCCUGUCCGACGCCGUGGAUCGGUGUGCUCGAAUGCCUCCGACUCAUCCGUCUCGUCAAUCGAAACCUUUGCAUCGGCGCAAUCUGUGGGUGACAGCUGUACGAGUCCAGAUAGCGAUAUACAUGACCCCUUCUUCUAUCCCGAUCGUCACAGGAAGCAGAUUUCAGAACCACCGCCUCCGACGCCGUUGCCUAGGAGGCGACCUUUCAAGGCUCUACUACAGAGGGAACGCUGGACUCCAGAAAUGGACAAUCAUUUGUGGAAUACCUACCAGCUUUAUUUACAGGAUCCGACUAUCACCCCUUUCAAGAUGACGCCCGGUAGUAUUCCUCCACUUGGAGUCACCCACAGAGUCGCGCGCCAAGCAAAGAAAUCCUGGGAGAAGAGAAGGCCCAAAACCAGCAGAGCCUGUCUAUGUGAAUCGAAGGCCGAGCUGAAGGAGCCAAUAGAUGUGUGUCGCUGCGCCACGCCAACACCGACAACUAACCCACCAAAGCCUCAUUGGCCUAAUUCCUAUGCCUCGACCAGGAGAAGACUCAAACUUCUUUGCAAGCGCAAGUUCUCUAUCGCUCCUCAUUACCAGAGGAUGCUGCAAUCCCGCAGUCCGUCGCCGUUUCUCGACGUAUUCUCACGUCCUUACCACGAGGUGCCCUAUGCUGAUAGCUGCAAUUCAACGGCCUACGCGACACGCGACCUCGGGGUUUCCCUGGUGUCGAGCAUGGUACCGGGGACGCUGUCGCAACUCGCAACAGAAAGCUUACCAAGCGAUGACUGGUUUAAUACCCCCGUGCAAAAUGCUCCACAUGACGCUGUUGUCGAGUCUGUACCGAAGGACUCUGUUGCUCUAGGUGACGCUGACUCUAUUCCUCGCCUUGGAUCACCAUUCAUCUACCGUACAUGGGGUCCUGGAAGUUCCAAGCGCAAAGUAGAGCAGCAACUGCCUAGACCGAGAAGAGGCACUAUCCAUAUAACUGGGUCACGGCUGCAGUCUCCGCGAAUAGGUAUAUAUGCUGAUACAAGCAGUGAGUUUACCGAGGAUCGUCUCCAUGCAGAGGUUGGCCCCGGCAAAAACAAUGACGCACAGCCUCCCUUGGAAGAAAUUCUCCGUCAGGGAAAAUUCGACGGCGUUGGACAGGGUUGCGUGCGCAUUCGAAACCGCGGAGCUACGACAAGCUCAGUCAAAAGCCUGGAUCAAAUUUUCUCUCCACCCCCACCCUGCCCUAUAGCCGAAAAGUCCACCAGUGCCCCAGUAUGGAACAUAAGGGGCGAAAACAUCAAAAGACUUGGCUCUCCCUUUCAAGUAGAGGGAACACCCCGUUCCGAGUCGUCGGGGAGAUUCAUCAGACACGCACCUUCGCUUUCUGAACCUUUUGCAGGCCUGUCCGCCAAUUUAAUGACAAAUAGGGAGCCGAUUCAACCGCAAGACCGAGAAGCGAUGAGUGCACUCCCGUACGACCCGACAGAGGAGGGUAUAUCGGAGGCAGAGCGAAUACGCCGACAGGUGCUGAAUAUGCCUUAUACCCGUAAAUAAGCAUAGUAACUGGGAGUACGGAGCACUUUAUUCAUUUUCUUGUGGCCUUGAAAUCUGUUUUCAGCAAUGGGUGCCAAUUUAUUUUCGUUCGCAUUUUCAUUUGAUAACGACCUGAACGACUCGCAUCCCAGCCUGAAAUAUUACUUUUGACGACAGAUACGGUGUGAUGACUCUCUAACGACAUGACCCGACGACUCUUUGUUCCUCUUUCUUCGCUUCUGGUGAUGAACAAAAACAAAAUUCUAAAAAGGAAACAAAAAAAAAAAAGUUGAGAAUAUCCUUAACCUGCCAUUCAUCGAUAUGGUCAAGUCUAUUUGCGUGAGAAGAUUAUACAUCUGCUACUCCCUUGAUUGCCUUCCAAUACGGUGCUUCAAUCGGGGUGACAUCUGCGAGCUUGACUUGGCCAUUCAGCAUUGGACAGAUGAUAUGAUGACGCCUGAACGGUCGUCGUUGAGCAUUUUGCCUACCCAUUACAUUCUUUGGUCCUUUUUCUUUAUUUAUUCUUGGCCGCUCGAGAUAUCAGCUACCUCGGACAAACCCUACGGUCCUUGACAAUUCUUGAUCGACGCUGCCAAGACUCUAUACUUAUUCUUCGAGUAUAUUCCGUCCGACAUACGUUCUUUUUUUUUUUUUUUUUUUUUUUUCUUCAAUUUCAAUCUUCCGGUCCAUCUUUUUGCAGCGAUAAAUGACUGACAAGCAGCAAAACGGACAUAUAUCAACACUCAUUUACCUUUUCCUACAUUACUUAUUCUCCCCUCUGGAUUUCCUUUCUCUCCCCCCAAGUUUGCUCACUAUAUUCAUAUCAUCUCGUCUUGACCCCUGGUUGCCAUGCCUUGCAACAUGCAUAUGUAUACACAUAUACACCUGGCCUUAUCUAUCAAUCCUGCCCUGCACUCUACGUGGACAUGCUGAAAUGAAUGACCCAUAGAUGAGGUGAAUGACAUACAGGAAGUACAUGCUAUGAUUUAUGCGUGAGCAUUUUUUGCGAUUUUGAUUUUCAAGGAACUCGUUGAUUUAUUGUUUUCCUCUGGAUUGUUUUGAAUUAUCUGACCUGUUACCUUCCUUCUUUCUUUUUGUGGCUAAAAGAAAACAUUUGACCAUUCCUUUCAAAUUUUCACAUUUAAAUAUUGCAUUUUACUAGCCGUACAAUUGGCAAAUGCCGGAGUCGGGCCGCUCGUCGAUUACGCCAAGUUAUCUUAGAGCUAGCGAGGGAUCGCAAUUCUAGGUCUCCUUCCUCCCAUACCUAGUCUUUAACUAUCGAAUGCCUAUCAACUACCUAGGUACAGCAGUAUGUCCGGUUUCAGUCGAUGGCCCCAAUAGGGCUGGCCCGUUUCAUCCGAUGCUCCCAAUAUACAACCUCCCUAAUGCUAGUCCUGGCGGUAUUAUCGUGGAGGCGGAGACGAGAGGGAGAACCGAGGUCCUCCAGUCUGCAAUUCUGCGAUCUGAAUUCUGUGAGUUAUCGACCGAUGUACUGUAUCCGCAUUUGGGAAACGUCUCGUACUUGAAGCCGAUGUAUGUAUGAGAAUCUAUCAGAUUUAAGGGAUGAAGGGGCGCGGAAUGGUGCCAAAGUGGAGAUCUACUAGCGCCAGUUAAUGUUAAUUAUCCAAGCCCCACUGCGGGGUAAUGACCCAUACUUCAACCAAGACUGGUUUAGUUUGCCUGCGAGCAUCUGGUUAAUUAUAUCCUCAAGUCAAGCCUUAGGAUUUCCCCUAAUGAGGGAGCAUCAACUGUGAUUGAGCUUGGCGCAAGGUAGUGGGAAUAUCCAGACGGGAUGUUAUUGAAAUCUAUUGCUUGGCCCUAAUGAACAGAUACAGCAAGAUAUACAUCAAAAGAAGAUGGAUGGGACAUAAGAAACAAGUGAAGGGGGGGGUAUACAAAUCAAUCAUAAUGAACGCAUGCCAGAAUAAAAACAGCCACCGUU